UUUGCCAAUGAUAAUACUGGCAUUCCUGACAUCACGAGUUUGCGCCAGAUUAAAAGACUCAUUCACCCUGUGCUGAAAAACGACGGUAUCAUCCUCGAAAGAUGAUGCUCGAUGUUUAUACUGCUGUUGAGAAACCUCCUGGUCUUCGUCCUGUCUUGAUCCACAUUCAUGGCGGCGCAUGGAGAAUGGGGUCCAAAAACCAUCUAUACCCGUACGAAAACGAUCUUAUUACCGAAGAAAAAUGGAUUGUUGUCAACAUUGCGUAUCGUUUGGCACCCAUUAAUGCAUACCCCACACACCUCAAAGACGUUAAGCGCGCCAUACGCUGGGUCAAACAGUGCAUCAAUAACUUUGGCGGAGACCCGAAUUUCAUCGUUCUUGCUGGCGAUUCGGCUGGCGGACAUUUGGCCAUGAUGGCAGCGAUGACUGCUAAUCAAAGUCAAUACCAAGAGGGCUUUGAGGAUGUUGAUACUUCGGUUCGAGGCGUGGUAUCGUUCAAUGGAGCCUUGCGUAUUCACCAUGACAUGUUCUUUGCUAAAAAAGUGGCCAUGAUGAAGGAGCCGAUAAACCGGGCAUUCUUGCUGGACCACUCGCCUGUGACCUAUUGUGAAAAGGCGUAUCAGCAAGGGAACCUAGUCCCAAGCCUCAUUAUGAUUGGCCAGAGGACAACGUGAUGCCCUUGUCAACCCAGACGGCGGUAGAGAAUUUGCCCAGCAGUAUCGACGAG
Umbelopsis ramanniana AG is the source of this 727-nucleotide messenger RNA. RefSeq lists its product as uncharacterized. The coding region runs from base 102 to 674 and encodes 190 amino acids. The transcript is spliced from 7 exons. NCBI's taxonomy places the organism in Eukaryota, Fungi, Mucoromycota, Umbelopsidomycetes, Umbelopsidales, Umbelopsidaceae. The record is from RefSeq and is a predicted model, not a curated record.